AUGUCGUUUAAUAAUAUUGUUGCUAUGGUUCAUAGUCUCUCCAAAGAACCUAAUAAAUUAAGUGAGAAUGAGGAAGCCAAAUUAUACAUUUAUCUCGCUGACAAGGGUGAUUCUGGAUUAGCUGAUGUUGAAAAAUUACUUUAUCUCUGCGAAACAAGUAACGAUGAGCUUGUAUACUUGAAAGGGUUAUUAAAGAAACCUAUUUCUGAUCAUCCAAUUAACACAGUAGGCACUUCUGAAUUUGUAUACGUAUUUAUCGAAAAUUCAAAUACAUUUAUGAAAGAGGCAGAUGAACGUCAGGUUCAGUUCGAUUAUGGUAAACUAGUUAAAACAGUUUUAAAUGGUCGACCUAUGGGCGCUGAUCCUGUAAUCGUUGGAUCACGUCCACUUCCCAACGAUACUUUAUGGGCAAAGCUUGAGAGUGAUGGAUUUAAUGUGACCAUUAAAGACCGGAAAUUUAAAGGAAACGAAGUCGUUAUAGAGAUGUUAAUUUAUAUUAUGAAUACAAUUCAUGUUCACAACAUUCCAGGUACAAUGAUAUUAAUCGCCAGAGAUGGCGACUAUGGGCCUGCAAUUAAACGAACUCUUAAGAAAGGUUGGAUUAAUGAGAUUUGGCUUUGGUCAAAAGGUUUAUCAGAAAGCAUUAAAGAAAUAGAUGUUAAUAACUCUGAAUUAAAUGAAUUACGAACAACAAUUGUACAUCUGGGUGAUUAUUAUAAGUUUGCCCUUAGACAUAAUAAUAAUGUAGGGACGAGGUUCAUUGAAAUAUUUACUGAUAUAGUUGACCAGAAGAAUAGGAUUAACUUUCUUACGAUAUUAGAUUUGUAUGAUUGGUGGUACAGGCCCAAUCGUGAUACUUUGAAAUUGUAUGUUAGUAAUUUUCAGCAAUGGAGGGAACUAAAGAACUUACUAAUGGACAAAUAUCCUCAAGCUAGGGAAAUAAAUAAAAAUGCGUUUUAUCUUGAGGAAAUUACUUUUUUAAAAACGUAUUUACCAUUUCUUAACAAAAGGCCAAUUCUGCCUGAAUAG
Messenger RNA from Funneliformis geosporum, 1029 nucleotides. The record is from the annotation of a GenBank genome assembly. Lineage: Eukaryota; Fungi; Glomeromycota; Glomeromycetes; Glomerales; Glomeraceae.